Xenia sp. Carnegie-2017 is the source of this 853-nucleotide messenger RNA. Its product is annotated as transcription factor Adf-1-like. The coding region runs from base 56 to 853 and encodes 265 amino acids. Lineage: Eukaryota; Metazoa; Cnidaria; Anthozoa; Malacalcyonacea; Xeniidae. Gene Ontology annotation, biological process: regulation of transcription by RNA polymerase II. The record is from RefSeq and is a predicted model, not a curated record. Gene Ontology annotation, cellular component: transcription regulator complex; nucleus. The transcript has 2 exons.
UCGUUUUUUAGCAUUAUGUUAUUUCCCCCAUUUUUUUCAAAAAACAAACUAAAAAAUGUCGGAUAGACAAGAACGAAACGAAAGAUGGAGCGAUAAAAAGAUCGAACUUUUAAUCAAAACAGUAAGAAAAUUUCACGUUUUGUACAUGGUAAAAAGCCGUGGAUACAGAGACAAAACACAAAAAAAAUAUGCAUGGCAAUGUGUGGCAAACGAAGUUGAACUACCAGUUUCAUCAUGUCAAGCGAAAUGGAAAGGAUUAAGAGAUACUUUUUCAGAAAAUGUAAGAAAUCAGAAUUUACCUUCUGGUUCUGGAACAGGAAAAGAAAUAAGAUGGAAAUGGUUUAGAAGCAUGGAUUUCAUCAGGGAAACCAUAUUGCACAGAGCCACUUCAAGCAACCUCAGUUGCAACCAAAGCAGUGAAAAACUUCAUGAAAUUGAUGAGGAAGAUAUUGUUACGAGUGAUUCAAAUGAAAUUGAGCAACACAGCAUUGGAACACUAACAUCAACUCCAACUACAAAGAAAAACAAGAGAGGGUUGGAGUUAAGUCCAGUUGGAAGAAAAAAAUUAAAGCACUCCCCCAUAAAAAGAAAAACUUUUGUGGAUCGAAAAAUUGACCUAGAAAUAUUAAAAAUUUUUAAAGCAGAUGAAAAGAAUGGAAAUGCCUGUGGAAACCAAGGCAAUUCAGUAGAGGAUGAUUGUGUGGCAUAUGGUAAAUAUGUUGGAGUCACAUUAAGCAAGUUUGAUAAUUAUCACAAAUCAUUAGCCAAAAUGAAGAUAGCACAAGUUUUGUUUGAGGUGGAAUCCAGUUUGACAAAUUUUUCACAAGUCCUUGACCAAAAAGACAAAGAAUAA